Messenger RNA from Penicillium waksmanii, 426 nucleotides. RefSeq lists its product as uncharacterized. The record is from RefSeq and is a predicted model, not a curated record. The transcript has a single exon. Bases 1 to 426 code for a protein of 141 amino acids. NCBI's taxonomy places the organism in Eukaryota, Fungi, Ascomycota, Eurotiomycetes, Eurotiales, Aspergillaceae.
AUGCCACCCACCAACUCCCCACCUGCUCGCGAUGAGUGGAUGGAGGCCGUGCUCAUUGUCCACCCCAAUGUGAAGCAAGCACUGUAUCAUAUUGCAAAAAUCAUGGACAUGAAAGAGGAUAUCAUUUCCAUGGUGGCUGAAUUCGACCAGUUCGAAGUCAAAAACUCCUCCUGCAUGACGCCUGAACUGAGAACACAAUGGAAUCCAAAAGCCUGGACUAGGGACAUCCGCAAGCUAUGGGCGAAACUCGAAUGCCAUGUCGCAUCUAAGAAGAAAAAGAUACGAGACUGCCAUCCUGCAUUCCGCUCCCUCCUGCAGACUCGCUUCGACAAGCCCAUGGAAGAUUUUGAGCAACUUACAGAAUGUAUCGACGAUAGUUGUGAUAUGGUUGGUUCGAUAUGCGAGUGCGACGACUGCAAAUUUUAG